GUGGUCACCAAUGGGCGUGGCCACCAAUGGGCGUGGCCACAAGGGGCGGAGCCCCCGGAGCGAAGACCCCGGGGUCCCCGGAGGGGGCGUGGCCAAGGCGGACGAGGGCGUGGUCACUCAAUAAAGGGGCGUGGCCACACGGAGGGCGUGGUUACGUGGGCGAGUGGGCGUGGCCCAGCCGGGCGGUGCCGGGGCGCAGAAGGGGCGUGGCCAGGGGGGCUCGCGGCGGUCGGGGGGGUGCACGGGGGUGGGCGUGGCUGCCGAAAAGGGGGCGUGUCCAGGCGCGGAGGGGGCGUGGCCUCACCAUCAGAUCCUCCACCGCCACCACAUCGUCGAACUCGGGGUCCAUCGCACCCGGAAGCGCCGCCGGAAGUGAAGGCGGACGUGACGGCUUAUCCCCGCCCAUCCCCACCUCCCUUGGCCGCCAUUGGCCGCGCCCCGCCGCGCCGCGCUCCGAUUGGCCGGGCGGCGCGCGAGCCCCGCCGCCAUUGGCUCCGCCCCGCGUCAAUCACCGUGAGGGCAGCGCCGCCGCCAUGGCCGCGUACCGGCUGCGGGUCCGCACCGGCAGCGCCCCCGGCGCCGGCACCAGCGACGCCAUCGCCGUGACGUUGGUGGGGAGCCGCGGCAGCAGCGCCAGGACCGCGCUGGACCGAUGGGGGCCCGACUUCCACUGCGGGGCGGUGACAGAGUACCGUGUCCCCGUCCCCUGUCCCCUGGGGCGGCUCCUCCUGCUCCAGGUGCACAAGGGGCCCUGCGGGGGCCUGCCCGAGAGCGCCUGGUACCUGGAGAGCGUCACCGUGUGGGGACAGCGCGGGGACACCCCCGGGGACACCCCUGGGGACACCCCGGACACCCCGGACUCCUCGGACAGCGAGGACAGCGGGGACAGCGCCGGGGACAGCGAGGACAAUGACGAGGAGGAGGAGGAGGAGGAAGGUGACAGCGAGGACGAGGUGACGGAGGAGGAGGAGGGGACAGGUGACACCGAGGGGACAGGUGACACCGAGGAGGAGCUGGAGGAGCUGGAAGACACCGAGAGUGACACCGAGGGUGACGCCGAGAGUGACACCGAGGGUGACAUCAGCACUGCCAGCGCAGGUGACCCCGGUGACGUCGCUCUCCUGGGCCCCUUCCACUUCCCCUGCUACCGCUGGCUGCAGGGGUACGGCACCUGGGAGCUGCCCGAGGGCACAGCCACCACGCUGGCCAUGGAGCCACACCCGCGGCUGCAGCGGCAGCGCCGGCGACACCUGAGAGAGCAACGGCGGCGCUACAGGCUGGCCCCGUUCGCCCCCGGGCUGCCCUGGGCGCUGCCCCAGGGGACGCCGCUGGACCCCGACCUGAGCUACUCGCUGGCCAAGGCCUCGGCCUUCUACCUGAGAGGGAGCGCUGCGAACCUGGAGGCCAAGCUCCGGGGGUUCCUGGCCCGGCCCAGCUCGUGGCCCAGCGUGGAGGCCAUGACACGCGUGUUCCGCUGCUUCCACACGCCUGUCACCG
Passer montanus (Eurasian tree sparrow) is the source of this 1497-nucleotide messenger RNA. RefSeq lists its product as uncharacterized. Gene Ontology annotation, molecular function: oxidoreductase activity, acting on single donors with incorporation of molecular oxygen, incorporation of two atoms of oxygen; metal ion binding; protein binding. The transcript has 7 exons. The record is from RefSeq and is a predicted model, not a curated record. The annotation marks the transcript as partial. NCBI's taxonomy places the organism in Eukaryota, Metazoa, Chordata, Aves, Passeriformes, Passeridae.